AUGGAGGUGGACAGCCCUAGCGGUCUGUCGUCCACUCCCGCGCAGGACCGGCGCAAAUCUGGUCGAGUGUCGCGGCGACCAGACAUAUUUUCGCAAAGCACACACUCUUCUGAAAUAAAUGGCAGUGGCAAACGAAAGCGCGGGGACGCGCAAGGCGCCGAGGAUGAUGAAAACCUGUCUUCAGAGUCGGAGAGCGACGAUGCGAUCGACGAUGAUACUGACGAGGAGGAGCGAAAAGCAAAACAACGCGCCGCUCGCAAGUCCGCCCCUAAGAAAAACAUGCCAAAGAGAACAUCACACGCUUCAAAGAAACCAAAGGUUGCAGGCAACGGGGUGGGAAGACAACUCGCCUUCCGGCCCGCCCUCAAUGGCAAACUCCCGGCCUCGCGUCCUCGCAAGCAGCCCAAGGUGCGACCUAGCUUAGCGGCAGGCGAGCAUGGACUCUAUGCUGAGGUCUUUGGCAAGAGCAACAACGCCGACACUGUAGCGGCGCAGUUCCUAAAACUAUACCAGCACGACAAUGGAGCAGCAAUUCGGGACCUAAUCAACUUCGUGCUCAGAUGCACCGGAGCUGAUCUGGAGAUCAGUACAGAAGAGGUGGAGGAUGUGGACCAUGCCCCAAAUCGAAUCAAAGAUUUGCAGGCCCUCUACCAGGCGGAAGGGUUCACUGACUACCCGCUGAUCUCUCGAGCAAAGAAGUAUGGGGCUUUCCAACCCGUGCUCGAGGAGUUCACAGUUGCCCUCAUUCACACUUUCCACCAUUCCUCGCUUUUGUACACUGAUGAGUCCCUCAUGGAGAACAUCCAAAUUUGGCUUUCCUCUAUGUCAACUGCCGGCUGUCGUCCAUUUCGGCAUACGGCAACCGUCAUUUCUCUGGCAAUAAUGAACGCCUUGUGUGAUAUCGCGCGAGAGGUUACAACGACCUUGUCGACUUCUCGUAAACAAGUUGAAAGUGAGAAGAAAAAGAAGUCUGUGAACAAGGGCAGGGUCGAAGCCAUCCAAAAGGCUAUCUCGGAAGGGGAAGCAAAGGCGCAGCAACUGGACGAGCUAUUGCAGGACGGAUUUGACACUGUAUUUGUCCACCGUUACCGCGACAUCGACGGAAAUAUCCGUGCCGAGUGUAUUGCAGCCAUGGGUGGAUGGAUUCGCACAUAUCGGGAGUACUUCUUUGAGGGUCAAUACCUGCGAUAUAUCGGAUGGACUCUUGCCGAUGUCACUCCGACUACUCGGCUGAUCGCCCUGUCGCAACUAAUUCCUCUCUAUGAAAACAAGGAUAACAUCGGUGUUCUUCAUUCCUUUACCGAGCGUUUCCGUCAACGAAUUGUUGAGAUUGCUGUUCAGGAUACCGAGAUUACUGUGCGUAUCGCUGCUGUCCAACUGCUUAUUCAUCUUCGAGAUGGAGGAUUGCUUGAGCCGGACGAUAUCGACUCUGUUGGUCGGUUAGUUUUUGAUGUUGACCCUCGAAUCCGGAAGACUGCGGGUCAGUUCUUUGUUGUCAAUGUCCAAGAUUCGGUCGAGUCUCUUACAGAAGAGGUGGAAGAGGAGCUGAAUGAGAUGUUCCCUGAUGAUGAUGAGGACGAUUACGAGUCACCCAAGCGUUCGUGGAUCAAGUUUAAGUGCCUGGCGGAUCUAUUCCAGACCUAUGAUGCACAGGAAGGUGAAAAAUCCGAGGUUCUGAUUACCUCCCGAGUCGUCCUUUCGGGAGCCCCAGCGGAUUCACGAUUUGUUUUGGCAACUGAAGCCAUCUACCCUCACAUGGAGGAGCUCUCCCAAUGGCAGUCUCUGGCUGGGUAUCUGCUGUAUGAUCAUUCUCAAAUUGUUGAUGACCCGUCCGAGGAUGAUACCACAGGAGUUGUUCGCAAUCUGUACAAGAUGCAGGAGGGACUAGAAUCAAUUUUGCUUGAAGUUCUAUGUGCUGCUGUCAAAAUCCGGGUACUUGAAAUUACCAAAUCCGACAUUGACAAACGGGGAAGAAAGGUCAAGGCGCUAACGGCCAAGAUUCCUGAGCUCCAGGAAGAGAUAUCUCACAAUCUCGCUCAAAUAAUCCCACAACUUCUCAACAAAUUUGGCUCCUCCCCAGAAGCUGCAUCCGCUGUUCUACGACUGGAGCAUCUGGUAGACCUCGAUACCAUUCAAGAUCUUCAGAAGGAUGCCACCGCGUAUUCUUCCUUGCUUACAGACAUUAACCGGCAAUUCCUGACCCACUCAGAUCAAGAUGUCUUGGCGGAAGCUAGCGUGGCUUUGCUGCAUGCGAAAAGCUCCGAGGAGAUGCGAGAUGCAGUUGAAGGCAAGGUGCAGGAGCUGUGGGAUGACCUGGUGGAGACCCUUGGUGCCUUGUCUCGCAAGAAGGAUGUUCGAAACAAUAGCUCCAUUGCUGACCCUACUUUAACUGAACUCACCAACACUGUGACGCGCAUUUCGAACCUUGCUGGUAUCACGGACAGUACAGCGAUUCUGGAAACAGUGCCAACCUCGCAUUCGAAGUCUAAAAAAGAUCAUCUUGAAGCUCCAUUCAAUACCCUGAUUCACCUCACCUUACGUGGCGUCCGUGAACAAGAUGACGAUGAAGAUAUUGCCAGAACAGAAACCGAACUGGUGACUCGAAGCAUUAAGACAUUGUUGUUUUACUUUAUGUGGAAAGUACAGGCUCUAUCAUCCGCCCUGAAUGAGGGCAAUGCAUCUUUCAACACAUCGUACUUUGAAGCGCUUACAAAAAGUCGUGAGACCUUCGCAUCAUCUCUUCUCCAGAUUAUUGAGAACCGUCCUGGACUUGAUGAUGUACGCUUUAUGGCCACUACUACAUACCUCGACCUCCAAACACUAUUCAGCACACUCCGCAACAUAGGCCAAGGCAUUGGCAACGACGAAGAUAUCAUUUUCCAGACUCAAGGCCUGGUACAUGAAACCUCACCAGAGGCCCAGGCUCUCAUCACCAAGGUUCACGCCAUUGCCGAGCGCACUUUUGCCAAGAAAUCCGGCAAGAAUCUUGAGCUCGCCGAAGACGACGAACCGGAAUCCGAUGACGAAUCUGAGGAUGAUGAAGAGGGCGACGACUCUGAAGACGAAACAGUGGCUAACGAGCGUCUUCGUGCCAGCAUUAUUGCCGAGCAGCGCUUAUGCGAAUUGACCGGCAAGAUCGUCUUGGCUAUCAUCGGCCGGGUCGUCGAUGCCUCUGGCUCAAAACGUGGUACAUGGAAGAAGCGCUUGCUUCGGAACAAGAACUCACUUGGUCCGAAUUACCGCGAGGUCUUGUCCUACAUGGAAGAGCGCAAGCCUCGCAGCGCACCCCGCAGCAAGGGUAAACAACCUGCUAAGACAGCAGCUGAGGGCCAGACACCCGGUGGCACCGGAGGCAAAGACUUCAAGUCCACCGAGCGGAUCGACGAUGAAGAUAGUGACCACGCUGACCCCGCGGAAGAGGAUGACGAAGAAGACCUGCGUGCUCGUGAACUUGUCGAGGAAGACAUUGAUCAUGAGAAUGAUGAGGAAGAGUUGAAUAAUGGCACACCUGAACCGGAUGAGGAUGAGGUCAUGGGUGAUUAA
Penicillium odoratum is the source of this 3543-nucleotide messenger RNA. Its product is annotated as cohesin subunit IRR1. Lineage: Eukaryota; Fungi; Ascomycota; Eurotiomycetes; Eurotiales; Aspergillaceae. Gene Ontology annotation, cellular component: cohesin complex; nucleus; chromatin. Gene Ontology annotation, biological process: sister chromatid cohesion. Bases 1 to 3543 code for a protein of 1180 amino acids. Gene Ontology annotation, molecular function: chromatin binding. The transcript has 2 exons. The record is from RefSeq and is a predicted model, not a curated record.